Peromyscus maniculatus bairdii (prairie deer mouse) is the source of this 6974-nucleotide messenger RNA. RefSeq names its product YLP motif containing 1 (gene Ylpm1). Gene Ontology annotation, biological process: regulation of telomere maintenance. Gene Ontology annotation, cellular component: nucleus. The record is from RefSeq and is a predicted model, not a curated record. Lineage: Eukaryota; Metazoa; Chordata; Mammalia; Rodentia; Cricetidae.
GGCGCACUGGCGCGCUCCGUUCACACGCUCCGCGGCCUGUAGGCGCCGCGAGUUCCGGCUGUCCCCGUCACCGCCGCUGCUCCUGGAGGUCGGUUGCGACGAGUAACGGCGCCGGGACGAGCUCCGCGCCUUCGUGUCCGAUAUGUACCCGAACUGGGGCCGGUAUGGCGGGAACAGCCACUAUCCGCCGCCGCCGGUCCCGCCGCCGCCGCCGGUGGCGCUUCCUGAGGCCUCGCCGGGGCCCGGGUACUCCAGUUCGACGGCCCCCGCGGCCCCUUCCUCUUCGGGCUUCAUGAGCUUCCGAGAGCAGCACUUGGCGCAGCUCCAGCAGCUGCAGCAGAUGCACCAGGAACAAAUGCAGUGCGUGCUCCAACCCCACCACCUUCCUCCGCCUCCGAUGCCACCCCCGCCGGUGAUGCCGGGGGGCGGCUACGGAGACUGGCAGCCGCCCCCGCCACCGAUGCCCCCGCCACCUGGGCCAGCCAUCAGCUACCAGAAGCAGCAGCAGUACAAACACCAGAUACUCCACCACCAACGAGAUGGACCUCCUGGUUUGGUUCCAAUGGAGCUGGAGUCCCCUCCUGAAUCUCCCCCUGUACCUCCAGGAGCCUAUAUGCCCCCGUCGCAGACGUACAUGCCUCCACCUCAGCCACCACCCUCGUACUACCCUCCUUCCUCAGCUCAGCCCUACCUGCCUCCCACCCAGCCGUCCCCUUCACAGUCCCCACCUUCCCAACCCUAUCUAGCGCCCACCCCUACUUAUUCUUCCUCCUCUUCCUCCUCGCAAUCUUAUUUGAGCCAUUCCCAGCCCUACUUACCCCCUUCUCAGGCAUCUCCUUCCCGCUCCUCCCAGGGCCAUUCUAAACCCCAACUACUUCCACCACCGUCCAUCCCUUCUGGGAAUAAAACAACUGUCCAUCAAGAGCCUUUGGAGAGUGGGGCCAAGAACAAGAGUGCUGAACAGAAACAAGCUGCUCCUGAGCCGGAUCCCUCUACAAUGACUCCACAGGAACAGCAACAGUAUUGGUAUCGACAGCAUCUGCUUAGUUUGCAGCAGAGGACAAAAGUACAUUUCCCAGGACACAAAAGGGGUCCAGUCACAGCAAAGGAUGCACCAGAAACCAUAAAAGAAGACGUUCCAGUGCCUGCUGCCAGUCAAACGUCAGAGCCUCUUUCAGCCGAAGAGCCCCCAUUACCACCUCCAAAUGAAGAGGCACCACCGCCACUCCCACCUGAGGAACCCCAGUCUGAAGACCCAGAAGAGGAUGCUAGGUUAAAACAGUUGCAGGCUGCAGCAGCACACUGGCAACAGCACCAGCAACAUCGAGUUGGCUUUCAGUAUCAGGGAAUAAUGCAGAAGCAUACUCAGUUACAGCAGAUCCUGCAGCAGUACCAGCAAGUCAUCCAGCAUUCACCACAUAUACAGACCAUGUCUCUAGAUGUGCAAUUGCGACAUUAUGAGAUGCAGCAGCAACAGUUUCAACAUCUCUACCAAGAAUGGGAGCGAGAGUUUCAGCUGUGGGAGGAACAGCUCCAUUCCUAUCCUCAUAAAGAUCAGCUUCAGGAGUAUGAGAAGCAGUGGAAAACAUGGCAAGGACACAUGAAAGCCACUCAGACCUAUCUCCAGGAGAAAGUCAAUUCAUUUCAGAAUGUGAAGAACCAGUAUAUGGGGAACAUGUCAAUGCCACCUCCGUUUGUCCCGUAUUCCCAGAUGCCUCCACCUCUACCAACAAUGCCCCCUCCAGUAUUACCUCCAUCAUUGCCCCCCCCAGUGAUGCCCCCUGCUUUACCGACCUCCGUACCACCACCUGGCAUGCCCCCACCUGUGAUGCCACCUUCUCUCCCAACCUCUGUGCCCCCACCGGGCAUGCCUCCGUCUCUUUCUUCCGCGGGGCCCCCACCGGUCCUCCCCCCACCUUCCCUCUCUUCUGCAGGGCCCCCACCGGUCCUCCCCCCACCAUCUCUCUCUUCUGGGGCACCUCCGCCUGUCCUGCCCCUGCCACCGUUAUCCUCAGCCACACCUCCUCCAGGAAUACCUCCCCCUGGAGUUCCACAAGGGAUGCCUCCUCAGUUAACAGCAAUCCCAGUUCCACCAGCCUCCAGUUCCCAAAACUCACAGAUCCCAGAGAAGUCUCUACAAGCACUGCAUCCCUCACCUAUGUCUUUUGGUUCAAAUCCACCUUCAACCUUUCACCCUCCACCUCAGUCAGAACAAGUGAAUUCCAAACCUCUGAACAAGGCUACUCUGGCAUUCAGUUCAUUCUCAUCCGAGCAAGGACUUGGCGACCCUUCAGCUGCUCCAUCCCAGUCUGUCACUACAACUAAGGAUAUGCCAGUGAGGUCAGCUGGACCGCCUCCAGAUUCUCCUAGAAGCAAUUUCUUGGAAGGUCCAAGAGGUCCCAGAUUUGAUGGUCCUCGAAGAUUUGAGGAUUUAGGGUCAAGGUGUGAAGGACCGAGACCCAAAGGGCCUCGUUUUGAAGGAAAUCGCCCCGAUGGGCCAAGACCCAGAUAUGAAAGUCACCCAGCAGAGGGCACUAAAGGCAAAUGGGGAAGGAUCCCCCGGGGUCCAGCAUCUCAGUUUUAUAUAACUCCCAGUACAUCCCUGAGCCCUGGACAGAGUGGAUCACAGUGGAAAGGCCCCAAAGCAACUGUUGGACAGCAGCAGCAGCAGCAGCAGCAGCAGCCUAAGUCACAAGCAGAACCGCUCUCAGGAAGCAAAGAACCAUUAGCAGACACAAGUAGUAACCAGCAGAAGAAUUUUAAAAUGCAAUCAGAUGUAUUUUCCACUGCUGCAGAUGUCAAGGACACCAAGGCGGCUCAGCCCAAUGAGAAUCUAAGCGACUCUCAGCAAGAGCCACCUAAAGGCCAAGUCACGAAAGGGCCCCUAGAGCCCUCUAAUUGGAACCAGAAUUCUCGAAGUAUGGAGACUGAAAUGGACAAAGCCCAAGGCGUAACUCAGCCUGUAUUCCUUGCAAAUAAACCUCCUGUACCUUCUCUAGCUACCUUUUCCUUCAAACUAGAGAACAUUGAGGGAGGAGGAGCAGCAGCAGCAGCAGCAGCAGCAGCCGCCGCAGCAGCAGCCGCCGCCGCCGCCGGGGUGGCUGCAGAUAAUGACUUCAAACCUUUGGGUGUUGGUUUGCCCCACUCAGAGAACAACCAAGGAAAAGGUCUUCCUCAGCCAGACAGCAGAGAAAAUAGAUUAGAAGGCAAAGGCAGCAGCUCAUCUUACAGAGGUCCUGGGCAAAACAGAGUGGAAGUUACACGGGAUAAAGGACUAGUAAACAGAGGCCGUUGCCAGACAAUUAGUCAAGGCCCGGGGCUGGUCAAGCAAGAAGACUUCCAUGAUAAGAUGAUGGGUAGAAGAGAAGACAGUCAUGAGAAAAUGAACAGAGGAGAAGGCAGUCGGGACAGGGUGUUGAUGAGGCCAGGAAGCAGCAGGAAUAAAGUACCAGGUAGUCCACACGACAGCCAGGACAGUAGAGCUGGCAGCCGAGAAAGGGGGCCACCUCGCAGGGCUGGCAGUCAGGAGAGAGGACCUCCUCGAAGGGCUGGAAGUAGAGAGAGAGUAACCCCCCGAAGAGCUGGGAGCAGAGAGAGGGGACCGCCUCGGAGAUCAGGCAGUCGAGAAAGGGGACUAGGGAGGCCAGAUUUUGGUCAUGAUAGAGUUCCAUUCAGGCUGGAACCAGGAGAUAGUGGGGAGAAAAUGUAUCCUUAUCACCGAGAUGAGCCUCCAAGAGCUCCGUGGAACCAUGGAGAAGAGAGAGGACAUGAAGAGUUCCCAUUAGAUGGUAGAAAUGCUCCAAUUGAGCGAAAAAGACUCGAUGACUGGGAUAGAGAGAAAUACUGGAGAGAGUGUGACCGUGACUAUCAAGAUGAUGCACUCGAUCCCUACAGCAGAGAGGACAGACGAGGCCCUUGGUGGGAUGAUUGGGAAAGAGAUCAGGAGAUGGAUGAGGGCUAUGGUAGGGAAAUGGACAGGGACUUAGACAGAGACGUGGAUCGGAUUAGAAGACCCGUGGAUUUCUAUGAUAGAAGUGUGGAUAAUGAGUGGGACAGAGAUUAUGGGAGACCACUGGAUGAACAAGAAUCACAGUUCCAUGAACGGGACAUUCCGUCUCUUCCGCCUUUGCCGCCCCUCCCACCCCUUCCACCUCUGGAUAGAUACCAGGAUGAUAGAUGGAGAGAAGAAAGAAAUCGAGACCAUGGGUAUGACCGAGAGUUCCGGGAUAGGGGUGAGUUGAGGAUUCGAGAGUAUCCAGAAAGAGGAGAUACAUGGCGGGAAAAGAGAGAUUAUGUUCCUGACAGAAUGGACUGGGAAAGAGAACGGUUGUCAGACAGAUGGUACCCGUCUGAUGUGGAUAGACAUUCCCCCAUGGCGGAACAUAUGCCAUCCUCACAUCAUUCCUCUGAAAUGAUGGGGUCCGAUGCAAAUUUAGACUCUGACCAAGGCCUUGGAGGGGUAAUGGUUCUCAGUCAGAGGCAGCACGAAAUCAUUUUGAAAGCUGCACAGGAAUUGAAAAUGCUUCGAGAACAGAAAGAACAGCUUCAAAAGUUGAAAGACUUUGGGUCUGAGCCACAGAUGGCUGACCAUCCACCACCCCAGGACUCAAGACUACAGAAUGCAUCAAGACCUGGGAUAUAUCCGCCUCCAGGAGCCUAUAGACCACGCCCUCCUAUGAGUAAGCCACCAGGGUCAGUCGUAAGACCCUCUGCUCCACCAGCAAGAUCAUCCGUUCCUAUGACUAGGCCACCUGUGCCAAUACCACCACCGCCUCCGCCACCUCCACCACCACCUCCUCCUCCCCCAGUUAUAAAGCGAAAAACUUCAUCUAUGAAACAGGAACGCUGGGACGAAGAUUCUUUCUAUGGGCUCUGGGAUACAAAUGUUGAUCAAGGACUGAAUUCAGAAUUUAAGUCAGACACUGCAACAAUUCAGUCUGCUCCGGUAUUACCACCCCCACCUGUUCAUUCUUCCAUUCCCCCUCCUGGCCCAAUGCCUAUGGGUAUGCCACCAAUGUCCAAACCACCACCAGUGCAGCAUACAGUUGACUAUGGCCAUGGCCGAGAUAUGCCUACUAAUAAAGUUGAACAGAUACCAUAUGGAGAAAGAAUAACUCUACGCCCAGAUCCAUUACCUGAAAGGUCAACUUUUGAUGCAGAGCAUAUAAUGCAGCGUGAUCGCUGUGAUAGAGACAGAGAUCGUGAACCUUAUUUUGACCGUCAAACUAAUACAGCAGAUCAUCGAGAUUUUAAAAGGGACCGAGAGACACAUCGAGAUAGAGACCGGGAUCGUGUUCUUGACUAUGAGCGGGAUCGAUUUGACAGAGAGCGUAGACCCCGAGAUGACAGGAAUCAGUCAUAUCGAGACAAAAAAGACCAUUCCUCAUCCAGAAGAGGAGGAUUUGAUAGGCCAUCCUAUGACCGGAAGUCUGAUAGACCACCCUAUGAAGGCCCAUCCAUGUUUGGAGGAGAGCGAAGAACUUACCCAGAGGAGCGAAUGCCCCUUCCAGCUCCUGCCCUGGGCCACCAGCCGCCUCCAGCUCCACGGGUUGAGAAGAAGCCUGAGUCCAAGAAUGUGGAUGACAUUCUGAAACCACCAGGCCGAGAGAGCAGGCCUGAAAGAAUUGUUGUGAUAAUGAGAGGAUUGCCUGGCAGUGGAAAGACACAUGUUGCCAAACUUAUUCGGGAUAAGGAAGUAGAAUUUGGAGGACCUGCACCCAGGGUUUUAAGUCUAGAUGAUUAUUUCAUCACUGAAGUAGAAAAAGAAGAAAAAGAUCCAGAUUCUGGGAAGAAAGUGAAAAAGAAGGUGAUGGAAUAUGAAUAUGAAGCUGAGAUGGAGGAGACUUACCGCACCAGCAUGUUCAAAACGUUCAAAAAGACUCUGGAUGAUGGGUUUUUCCCUUUCAUCAUUCUGGAUGCUAUCAAUGACAGAGUUAGACAUUUUGACCAGUUUUGGAGUGCAGCAAAAACCAAGGGUUUUGAGGUGUAUUUGGCUGAAAUGAGUGUUGAUAACCAGACUUGUGGCAAGAGAAAUAUUCAUGGAAGAAAGCUUAAAGAAAUAAAUAAGAUGGCUGAUCACUGGGAAACUGCACCUCGUCACAUGAUGCGUCUAGACAUUCGUUCCUUGCUACAAGAUGCUGCAAUAGAAGAAGUAGAGAUGGAAGAUUUUGAUGCAAAUAUUGAAGAACAGAAGGAUGAAAAGAAAGAUGCAGAAGAAGAGGAAAGCGAACUGGGUUACAUUCCGAAAAGCAAAUGGGAGAUGGACACUUCUGAGGCAAAGCUAGACAAGUUGGACGGCUUGAGGACUGGCACUAAACGGAAACGUGACUGGGAGGCGAUAGCCAGCAGAAUGGAGGAUUACCUUCAGCUCCCUGAUGACUAUGAAACUCGUGCUUCCGAGCCCGGGAAGAAGAGGGUGAGAUGGGCAGACCUAGAAGAAAAGAAGGAUGCAGAUAGGAAAAGGGCCAUAGGUUUUGUGGUCGGACAGACUGACUGGGAGAAGAUCACAGAUGAAAGCGGCCACCUGGCUGAGAAAGCCCUCAAUCGAACCAAAUAUAUAUGAGACUUAGUGUUUGAGUGGAGCCUGUUCCUCUAAGGUGGUUCGCUUUGAGGUGACCUGAAGCCAAGGCCUCGUGAAACUUCUUGUUUCCACGUUUCAAUUUUGUUUUGUUUCUACCAGUUUCAUUUUUAAAAGUUCUCCGGCAUCCCCAAGAAAUUUUAGAAUCUUGCUGUACCCAAGCAAGACAUUAAUUUUUCUUUUAAAAUAAUUUGGAGAGGGAGGGUUAGCUUAACUGCUGAAGUCAGGUGGGGAUCCACUGGAGGAUUCCAACAGAAUAUUUCCUCCACUGUACACUGUCACAGACUAUCAUCAUUGCUUUGUGGCUGUUUUUGUUUUUGUUUUUUUUUUUUACUGUAUGUAACUGGUAGCUGAUUGUACUAGGAUUAAAAACAAUAAACUUUCACGAUAAAGCCAA